AUGAGAGGACGUCGGUCUUACCACAAUAAAGCCGAACCCACACACCACUCUCCGGACAGUGAAGAACCUGAUGAAGAUGUCGAGAAUAAUAAAGACAUCACCCCCAUGUGCCCCCUGUGCGGGCGUGGCUUUGACAUGCCCCUCCUCCUGCCCUGCUCACAUACAUUAUGUGGGCGGUGCCUAACACAGAAGGCCAGGUUGGACAAAUGCAGACCUGCGUGUAAGAGUUCUUACACAUUUCGUCCGAUAUGCGCCGUGUUGUGCCCGCGCUGCUGCCACGCCGUGGAGCUGCCCUGCUCUGAUUGGUCGUAUGCCACCAGAUGCCUGCCUCUGUACCCUACUGUGACCUUCGACCCUGAGGAUGAAGGAGGUGUAAGAAAUAAGACAUCAGUCAUACCAGGUCUGAUGUUUGCUCUGGACCUAUCUACCACAGCCCCGCCUCUUCAGAUCUCAAACUCCGCCCUUACUGCCACCUAUAAGGGUAUCGGUGAUCAGACUGGGGAUGGGGACACCCGCGCCCCCUUUUCUCAGGUGUGCGGUGAUGUCGAAAUCCACAGGGGGCAGUACUACUGGGAGGUGGAUGUGUGCAACAGCGCUCUCUAUAGGAUCGGUGUAACCUCACUGACUGGCGAUCAGGCCUGGUGGUUCGAGAGGUUUGGCUCGACGUUCCACGCCCUCUUUGACGGACAGCGUGAGCAGCUCCUCUCCGUCCCGCCCCAGUUAAAAACAGUGGGCGUGUUCCUGAAUGUGGGCGGAGCCUCCAUCACCUUCCACAACCCUUUAACACAAGAACUUCUGGCCGCGAUCCCCUCUCGCUUCGCCGCACCUCUCCGCCCUGCGUUCCAACUGGGUCAGGGCAGGAUCAAGCUCCGCCCGGGCCUGCCGCCGCCUAGCCACGUCUUCCUGAGCCGCAACUCGACCUAUCGGGGGCCCGAGCGGGCGCUGCGGGGCCGCUGGAGACAGGACGUCGCGUUUGGUUCGGUAACCGGUAUGGAGAGUGUUCGUGUGCUGCUUGGCUUGCUGUGCGUGCUGAGCUGCGCACCGGUGCCGGUAACGGAGGCCUCGUACUCGCGGAUGAAGUCCGCCGCCCUGCCCAUCCAACCGGAGAGAGAACCUCUACCAUCCAAGGGAGUGUCCGGAUGCUCGUUCGGUGGGAGGUUUUAUUCCCUGGAAGACACGUGGCAUCCGGACCUCGGGGAUCCAUUUGGAGUCAUGCAUUGUGUCAUGUGUCACUGUGAACCGCAGCGCAGUCGGCGUGGAAAAGUGUUCGGAAAGGUCAGCUGCAGGAACAUAAAGCAGGACUGUCCCGAACCGAACUGCGACGACUCCAUCCUGCUGCCGGGCCACUGCUGCAAGACCUGUCCUAAAGGCGACUCGGACAGAAAGUCCAGUGAGACUCUCUUCGACGGGUUCGAGUUCUUCCAGGAGAAAGACGACGACCUGCACAAGUCCUACAACGACCGCUCGUACCUCAGUGUGGAGCACAUGAGUGACGGAGGCAGCAAGACAGAUUUUGUGGCUUUGCUGACCGGCGUGACCGACUCCUGGUUGCCAAGCUCGAGUGGAGUGGCACGUGCCCGCUUCACCCUCAGUAAAACCAACCUGGCCUUCUCUAUAACCUACCAGAGGUUCGCCAGGCCGAGCAUGAUCGUAUUCCAGGACUCGGAGGGAAACACAGCAUUCGAGUUUAAAGUUCCUCAAUCUGAAACCGACAUGAUAUGUGGCGUCUGGAGGAACCUUCCCAAAUCUCACAUGAGGCAGCUCCUGGACGAGCAGCUCAGUGUCUCCAUGCUAACGGUGGACGGGCGGCGAGAGGAGAUCCAGGGGAAGAUCAUCAAACACCGGGCGCUCUUCGCUGAGACGUUCAGCGCCAUGCUAUCCUCAGAAGAAGAGCACUCCGGCAUGGGUGGCAUCGCCAUGCUGACCCUGAGCGACACCGAAAACAACCUGCACUUUAUCCUGCUCAUGCGAGGCGUGGUCGAGGCCCGGGAGAGUGCAUCUCCGCUGGUGCCCAUCAUGGUGAGACUGCAGAACCGACAGCACAUGCUGCGAGAGAUCCAUGCCAACGUCACCGCUCACGACCCCGACUUCGCCGAAGUUCUGACCGACCUGAACAGUCGCGAACUGUUCUGGCUCUCGCGUGGUCAGCUCCAGAUCGUCGUUGAAACUCAAGGUCACGACCCCAAGCAGAUCUCGGGCUACAUCACUGGCAAGAGAUCAUGUGACACUCUACAAAGUGUAAUGUCCAGUGGGGACGCACUGACUCCUGGAAAAACGGGCGGAGUCGGGUCAGCCAUCUUCAGUCUCCGUGACAAUGGGACCCUUGACUACCAGGUACAAGUGGAGGGCUUGACCAGCACCGUGGUGGGCGUGACCAUUGAGAUGAAGCCUCGUAGGCGGAGCAAGCGCUCCGUGCUGUACGACGUGACCAGCGAGUUCGUGGCGAGCGGGCGUGGCGGGCGAGCGGCCGGCUUGUACGGCCGGGUGGAGGCACGCCACAUCCACAUGCUGCUGCAGAACGAAUUGUUCAUCAACGUCGCCACUACGGAGAACGCAGAGGGAGAACUGAGGGGACAGAUUCGCACCCUGCUGUACCACGGGCUUGAAUCCAACCGCCAUGACCUGCCGUUCCCCCUGGCUGGACAGUUAGUGUCGCCCCCCGUGAAGACCGGCGCUGGCGGGCACGCCUGGGUGAUGGUGGACGAGCGCUGCCAUCUGCACUACGAGAUCGUUGUGAAUGGACUGGGCAAAGGCGACGACGCCACCGUAAAUGCCCACCUGCACGGCCUGGCAGAGAUCGGAGAGAUGGAUGAAUCGGCCAGCACCGGCCCCAAACGCCUACUGACCGGCUUCUACGGAGAACAGGCUCAGGGAGUUCUGAAGGAUCUAAGUUUGGAACUGUUGAAUCACUUGAAUAAGGGCACGGCGUUCAUCCAGGUCAGCACCAAGAUGAACCCACGUGGAGAAAUUCGGGGCAAGAUCCACGUCCCGAACACUUGCGAGUUGGGCACCAGGACGGAGGCGGUGGUGGAGGAGGCAGAGUUUGACGACGUGGUGUUUGUCCGGGACCCCGAGGCGCUAAAGCAGGACCCUCUGGCGUGUUUCUUCGAGGGCGAACGACAUACCCACGGUUCCCGCUGGACCCCUCAUUAUAACUCCUGCUUCACCUGCACCUGUCAGAAGAAAACGGUGAUCUGCGACCCGGUCAUGUGCCCGCCGCUGGCAUGCCCACACACGUACCAAUCCGAGGACAAGUGCUGCCCCGAGUGUGAUGAAAGGAAAAAUCCAAAGGAGAUUAAAUCCUCAGAGAAGGUUGAUGAGCAUCCAGAAGGUUGUUAUUUUGAAGGCGAUCAGAAGAUGCAUGCCCCGGGAACCGUCUGGCACCCGUUCGUGCCACCCUUCGGCUAUAUUAAGUGUGCCGUGUGCACCUGCAAGGGUUCUACUGGAGAGGUGCACUGUGAGAAGGUGACCUGCCCGGCGCUCACCUGCAGCCGACCGAUCAGACGAAACCCCUCAGACUGCUGCAAGGAGUGCCCGGCCGAGGACACGCCCCUUCCGGAGGAGGGUGAGAUGAUGCAGGCGGACGGACCUCGACACUGCAAGUUCGGGAAGAACUACUAUCAGAACAGCGAGAACUGGCAUCCUCGCGUGCCACUGGUGGGAGAGAUGAAGUGCAUCACGUGCUGGUGUGACCACGGGGUGACGAAAUGCCAGAGGAAACAGUGCCCGCUCCUCAGCUGCACCAACAUCACACGGAAAGAGGGCAAGUGCUGCCCCGAAUGUGCAGACGACUUCACCAAAGAGGAGGAGAUGAAGAUGGAGGAGAAAAAGAAAAAAUGGAGGCAUUGACCCGGCGUCUAUUGUUCGUCCCUCCACCCGUCCGUCUGUCCGUCUGUCCUCUCCUGAACGAGCCGCUGGUUGUGAACUGUUUGAGAAACAACAGAAAUACGAGUGGAGAAUAGAAACGAGACAGUUUGAACGAACGACUGAGGAGAACCAGAUGGUUCCUCUGAAGAAAAGAACGUGCUGAAGGACACCAGGAAAAGAGAGAAGAGAAAAGGACCGAGUGCUGCUGCUGCGCUGGACAGAAAACAGACUGUUGGGGGUUUUUUGAAGGUUUUUGCUUGAUUUUUGUACGGCUUUUUGGGCGAGUGAACCCACAGGAGGCCACACAGAUGUGCACGCUGGUGCUGCUGGGUGGUAUGGUGGGCAUGUGUGCUAUAGUGGUGAGUUGCAGGCAGCCGUAAAACACACACAUGCGCCCACACACGUUCACCCAUCCGCUCUCCAACAUGCUUCCACAAAUACACCAGCUCAUUCACAUCACACUCCGCUCUCAGCCAAUCAGGCGGAGCCUAGGACUUUACAUACCGGCUCCGCCCACUCUUGUUGCACCUGAUGUUGUUACCUGUCCGUUCUGUUUCCUGACCUAAUUGUGUAAUAUAUUAUAAUUAUUUGCUGUUAUGAUGAAUAUUGUAUUGCAUAUUUAUUAUGCGU
This is a messenger RNA of Trichomycterus rosablanca, 4497 nucleotides long. RefSeq names its product chordin (gene chrd). The record is from RefSeq and is a predicted model, not a curated record. Gene Ontology annotation, molecular function: BMP binding. Lineage: Eukaryota; Metazoa; Chordata; Actinopteri; Siluriformes; Trichomycteridae. The coding region runs from base 1 to 3849 and encodes 1282 amino acids. Gene Ontology annotation, biological process: negative regulation of BMP signaling pathway; dorsal/ventral pattern formation. The transcript has 23 exons.